AUGUUGAGCGAUUAUGAAAAGAAACGUUUAGAAAAUAUAGAGGCAAAUAAACGAAUUUUACGUGAAUUAGGUCUAGAAAGGCCACCACCUAUUUUGCCAGCUGCAGCAACUAACAAGAAAAAGGCUGGUAAAACUAGUAAAAAUAAACGUAAAAAUAAAAAUGUUAUUGAGAACGAAGAUGCUAAUAAACCUAAUAAGCGUAUUAAAGAGAGAUUAAGACACAAAAACGAUGAUGUGCUUUCACGUGAUGAUGGCAUAAGAAGAUCAUCCCGUUUAGCUAAAUUGCCUGUUAAGGUUUUUAAGGAAGUAACAUUUGACGAAACUGAUAGAUACAAAAAGGCAUCUGAAUGGAGAAAAAAUCGUCCUGAUCCAAAGCAGUUUGGUGAAAUUCCUGAUGUAAAAGUAGGAGCUUGGUGGCAAACUCGCAUGGAAUGUAGUCAUCACGGUGUUCAUGCACCAACUGUUGCAGGAAUCGCGUUCGUUGAAGAUGAAGGAGCGUAUAGCGUUGCUUUGUCAGGAGGAUAUGAAGAUGAUGUCGAUUGGGGAGAAGCAUUCACAUAUACUGGUUCUGGGGGACGAGAUUUGAAAGGAACGAAACAGAAACCAAAAAAUUUGAGGACCGCGCCCCAGACUAGGGAUCAAGUUUUGGCUGCUGGUAAUAAGGCCUUAAAGAUUUCAUGUGAAACUAGUAAACCCGUACGAGUAAUUAGAGGAUAUAAUUUGAAUAACGAAUAUUCUCCCGUAGAGGGAUAUCGAUAUGAUGGAUUAUAUACCGUUGAGAAAUGGUGGGAAGAAAUUGGUUUGGCAGGUUUUAGAGUUUUCAAGUAUGCUUUUAAAAGAAUGCCAGAUCAACUUCCAUUAGGAACUUGUGAAAAAAGUUGGUCUGAUAGUGAAGUCGAAGAAGAUGAUGAUUGA
This is a messenger RNA of Funneliformis geosporum, 915 nucleotides long. Lineage: Eukaryota; Fungi; Glomeromycota; Glomeromycetes; Glomerales; Glomeraceae. The record is from the annotation of a GenBank genome assembly.